AUGAAAUAUCAGGAAAAAGAUGAGCACGAAAGAAGGCAUCAGAACGAUGAUAGGGAUUAUGGCUCAAUGAGAAAAAUCUUCCGAAACAGUUACAAAAAAAUAUUGUGGCCACUGAACCUUGGGAUUCACGAUGUUGAAGAUAAAAAUUUAAAAAAAUGCUUGUGCCUAAUUGUUACUAAUAUACCAGUUGACUGGACAAAGCUGGACAUUACAUGGUUUUUUAGAGAAUAUUUUUACAAGCUAGCCAUUGACAGAAAUAUCGAAUUCCCGCUAAUCGAACAAGUGUAUUUGAUAAAAAACGAACCUUCCGCUAUUUUGGCGUGUCACGACUCGGUGUCUAGGCAGACAAUUGAGAACCUGUCCAACUGCACCCUCAGAAGUGUUAAGAAUAAAAAGAAAAUUACGCUGAACAUACAGCCGUAUUAUAAGGAAGAGGUGGCCGAGAGGGAGAAAGGGAAAGAUAAGAAUAGGGAGGGAAAAAAUGAGAGUGAUAAUGAGGGAAACAGGGAAAGCAAUCCAGAAGAAAAAGAAGACAAGAAUGAAGAUGAAGAAGGAAAUGGGGAGUACACCCAGGGAGAGAGUGAAGGUACUGAGGAAGGGAGACGCAAAAGUGAAAAGGAAAUGCCGAGCGACGAUGAAGGUAAAAAAAUAAACAGGAUGAGAAAGCGUUCCGUGACCCCGCCAAGAAAAAAUGGAAUGGAAUGGCCAAAGGAUCUGGAGCUAAGGAACUGCAGCGAUAUAGAAUUGCGGAGAAAACUGUGCGUUUUCGGAAGAUAUAAGCCACUGCAUUGGGGGGUGAAAGAAUUGACUACAUUUCUCAAGUACUAUUUUGAUACCUUAAAAAGAGAUCAUGAAAAAUUUGAAAUUCCAGAAAUAAGUUACAUAUGGGCAGAUAAGGGAACUCACUUAGUUACUUUUGCAUGCAAAAAUGAAAAAUCGAGAUUCAACAUGCUGUUAGUAAGGGCCUGCUACCUAAAUGAAGAUGAUGCAAAAAAUAAUAUAAAGAAUGCACUAAGAGUAUGGAUACAGUUUGAAAAAUGGACCCCAUAUAAGAACCCCCCAAAUGGAAAAUAUAAAAAUUAUAAAAUGCCAAGAAGUGAUUUUAACAAAUAUUCCUACCAACAUGAUCACAACAUAGAUAAAGGUAGUUAUACACGGAGCUACAGGAACCCUCCGUAUGAUGAUUACCCAAAACAUAGAAAUGGUUCUUACAGAUAUAAUGGAAAUGGACAUAGAAAAAUCACUCCCCCUUCAAAUUAUUAUCAUAAUAAUGCUGAUGAUAGAGGUCGAAGAAAUUAUGACCAUGGGAAAAAUUCCUAUGGGAAUAGAUCUCCUUCUCCUCCUCCACCAUCACAUUACAACAAAUAUAAGAAAAAAUACUCCCGUUCUCCCACCCCUAGAAAUUAUUAUAAAAAGAAAUUGAAAAGAUCCAGGUCGCAUGAUACACGCAAGGAGGAAAUCAAUUCCCACGGGCGUAAAAAUAAGAGCAAGGCAUACCAUUAG
Plasmodium knowlesi strain H is the source of this 1503-nucleotide messenger RNA. RefSeq names its product conserved Plasmodium protein, unknown function. The record is from RefSeq and is a predicted model, not a curated record. The coding region runs from base 1 to 1503 and encodes 500 amino acids. The transcript is spliced from 2 exons. NCBI's taxonomy places the organism in Eukaryota, Apicomplexa, Aconoidasida, Haemosporida, Plasmodiidae.